Messenger RNA from Taeniopygia guttata (zebra finch), 1454 nucleotides. RefSeq names its product SLC51 subunit beta (gene SLC51B). The record is from RefSeq and is a predicted model, not a curated record. Lineage: Eukaryota; Metazoa; Chordata; Aves; Passeriformes; Estrildidae. Gene Ontology annotation, biological process: bile acid and bile salt transport. Gene Ontology annotation, molecular function: transmembrane transporter activity; protein heterodimerization activity. Gene Ontology annotation, cellular component: plasma membrane.
CUGAAGAAAUACUGUGAAGGCGUGAUCCCUCCCACCCGCAUAUACAAAUAUGAAGUUCUUCUGGAUAAUCCCAUUUUUCCUGCUGCAAGCUGAGGCAGAGCACAAGUACCUCCCAACCACCCUGGCCAGCACACACGCGGACGAGCACACAGCAGGCAACGUUACCCUUCCACUGGGCUUGGAACAGGAACAGCUGGAGGAGCUGCUCUGGUUCUUCCGCAGAGAAGACCCCUCAACAUGGAAUUAUUCCGUUCUUGCGCUUUCCCUCGCGACCAUGAUUUUGGGUCUUGUUCUUCUGACCAUUAACAUUGUGCGAAACAGGAAAAGGAAGAUCCUUGUGAAUGGAGAGGCAGCACAAACCACACAGGAGACUGACCUCGAUGCCAAGCAAGCCCUGAUGCCUGUGCAGGAAUACAGCCAGGUUCAGUCACUACAGCAGCAGCCAGGGCCCCAGGACCAGAGACCAGGGGAUGUGACGGUCCAGUGGAAGGACGGGACUGUCACGUCCCUGUACACAGUGAUGUCUGAGGAGGCCAUAUAGUGGCAGCUGGAAUCAGCCCAUUUAGACCUUAAGGAAGAUAUCAGAAUGUCUCAAUUCACAGACGUGCAAGUUUAAAAAUGCAGUUUAGCCUGGAGAAAGAAAAGGGUGAAAAAAGAAAGCAGCAGAGUUGCACCUGCAGGAGGGGCCCUGGGCUCAGCUCCUGCCUGGCUGGUGUUCCCCCACUGCUCUGGCUGCUUCUAGCCUUACCUCCAGUGCCAGCUUUGUCUCCUUCUUCAGGUACUGCAAACAGGUGGGACCUGAGCCAGGGAAGUAAGUGGGAAGCUUGGCCUGCAGUCAGCCAGGGAAAGCACCCUCACAUCCCAUCAGGAAAACAGCAACACCGAAGCUGAGACAUUUUUUUUUCUUCUUUUCAGAAUCAUCUUUAUUAAAAUACUUUCCAAAGUGGUUGAUCAAAAUGACAUAUUAAAUCUCUCUGUCAGUAAGGUCAUAUAUAUAUAUAUUUAUAUGGCUAUAUGUACAAAUAUACACAUGGAUAUUUUACUCUGCAAAGUAACUGCAACUCCAUGGAGAAGCAGAACAUUUAGUCUGAUAGAGCACCUGAAACCAAAUGUCCAGUCCUUGACCCUGGCUCAGGCACAGGUAGAGCCUGGUCUGCUCCACGAUUCCCUUUGUGUCCUCCACUGGACACGUGUAGAAGCCAUGACAUAAUUUAGGACAUUAUUGGAAAUAAUUUUAAACACAGACUUUGCAGACCAUGUCCUUGUCAGCAAAGAAUCUCUUUGCAAAGACUUUGGAAAGGGAUGCUAUAGUGUAAAAUAGUUGAGCAAAAAAGCAGCAAUUUUGGUGUGACUUAGCUUGAUGUGUGAGUAUCAGUUUCAGGCCACCUUAGGCCUUUAAGCAGCUGAAACAGUAUCUGCACCUUUUUUUAUCUGGAUUUAACAAAAAAUAAAAA